Molecule: messenger RNA, 1628 nt
Organism: Empidonax traillii (willow flycatcher)
Lineage: Eukaryota; Metazoa; Chordata; Aves; Passeriformes; Tyrannidae
Gene: ERP27
Product: endoplasmic reticulum protein 27
Exons: 7
Coding region: 1-1155 (384 amino acids)
Biological process (GO): protein folding; response to endoplasmic reticulum stress
Cellular component (GO): endoplasmic reticulum
Source: RefSeq, a predicted model, not a curated record
AUGGGCAUGUUCGUCUUCCCGUGUCUCUUUGUAAUCCUACUUACUACAUGCUCCCCAUCUGGAUGUGCUGGAGAUGUUGACUCUGCAUCCCACAGCACAUCCAGCACCACAAAGAAACCCAUCCUGUUAAACAACAUUGCAGAUGCUGAAGCCUUUGUCAGUGGUGCAGAGGUGGCGGUCAUCGGAUUCUUCCAGCCCAAGGGCUCUGCACCACCCUGGUGUGUUCACCGUGAGCGUGGGCAGCGAGGUUUGGGAGGAACGCGGGGCAGGGCGCACACCCUGCCACAAUUACCCGCCGGCCGUAGCUCGGGUCGGAGGGGCGCUGGGCACCGCCGCCUGCUGACGGUCCCGGCCGAGCGCGGCCGUGGCUCGGCGGGGCGGGGGGGGCUGUGCGUGGGUCUCCGUGCCGGCCGUGGUGCCCGCGGCGGGCGGCAGGGGUCGCCCCCGCGCCGCUCAGGCGGCGCUGCCGGGGGGUCCCCGCGGCGGCUCCGCUCGUCACCGCCCGCCCCUUCACUGCCCUCCCUUCUGCCCCCGCAGGAACCGGAGAGCGCCGAAGCGUCGCAGUUUCGCCUGGCGGCCGGACGGAUCCCGGAGGUGCCCUUCGGCCUCAGCACCAGCCCCGCCGUCCUGUCCCACUACGGCGUCUCGGCGAACACCGUCACGCUGUUCCGCAGGGUAGACAAUGACCGGAGGGAUCUGGAUAUGAACAACAGAGAAGUUGAUACUGAGAAGAUGACUCGUUUCGUUCGGAUGAAUGAGCUCCGCCUGGUGACAGAGUACAAUCCUGUGACAGCAAUAGGUGUGAUGCAGAGUUCGCUCCAGUUCAACCUCCUCCUGAUCACAGACAAGAUGUCUCCAAAGCAUCCUGAGCGAAUGCGCAAGUUUCGGGCCUCAGCAGAGCUCUUCAAGGGAAAGAUUCUCUUUAUCCUGUUAGACAUCAAUUUGAACGGCAAUGAACGAGUAGUGUCAUACUUCCAGCUGAAGAAGUCCCAGCUGCCUGCUCUGGCUAUAUUCCACACACCAGAUGAUGAGCAUGAUGUGAUGACUGUGGAUGAAAUCUCCACUGAGCGUGUGCAGGACUUCUGUAAUCGUUUCAUACAAAGAAUGAAGAAGAAAGAAGACGAAUCUGAGAAGCCCCUCAAUGAGGAACUCUGAUUCUUUCUCAGCCAACAGGAUGACUGUGCCCAGAGUAAUCUGUGGUGUAUGAAGAGUUCACUUCACCCUGCAGCUCGACAAUUCCUGAGCCAAGUUGGUCAUAUAUUCCCAUCACCAUUCUAUGUAUAUAUAUGCUAUCUGUCCUCUCCAGAAAUCUCUUCUCUCUUCUCAUUCAUUGGCUCCAGUUCACUUCUUUUCAGUACUCCAGUACCUCUAGUAUUGCCUUACAAUGUGUGCUUCCAUGCCACUCUGUUGGAACAAAGAGUGGCCUAGCAAAAUGGCAAUAUCAGAGGUAAAGCUAGUAGUUCCCAAGGAUCUGUUUCCCUCAUUCUCUUAGCUUUUGAUGAUAUGGUGGGAUCCACUGUCAGCCUUUCCAGACACUACAAACAGAUUGGUUGCUUGAUGUCACAUGAACUUUUCCAUUUAUUUUACUAAAUAAAGCAGAAAGUGAAUAGCCUGAAUUUUUACUCAAA